Molecule: messenger RNA, 733 nt
Organism: Paramacrobiotus metropolitanus
Lineage: Eukaryota; Metazoa; Tardigrada; Eutardigrada; Parachela; Macrobiotidae
Product: perlucin-like protein
Exons: 4
Coding region: 63-542 (159 amino acids)
Source: RefSeq, a predicted model, not a curated record
GCUUACCUAAUCCCGAUGUCUUGUGGAAUAACGCAAUAACUUUACCGGUUAGCACAUAAAAAAUGAUUUCUAUAAUACUCUCGAUUUUUCUGGUCGCAUGUAUUAGCGGCUCCUUUGGUCAGCAGGACAGCGGAUCAACGGGAUGUCCUCAAGGAUGGAUGCAGAACAGGCAGAGCUGCUAUCUCACAGGCGAACGAUUUAAUGGUCAAACAUGGUAUUCCGCAGCGGCAUUUUGUGAAGCGCUGGGGUCGCAUCUGGUGGAAAUCAACGACGCCCAAGAAUUUAAUUUCAUUCAAGGCCGAAUAAGAGCGGUAAGCUGGGUGGAUGGACCAUGGAUCGGAAUGAUUCGGUUGUUUGGAGAUUCUCGUUACUAUUUCCCUUCCACUCACGGUCAAGCCAGCGACAGCAGUUUGAAUAACCAAAUAAGCCAGCUAGCCAGCCGAGCAACCAACGAUUGCGGAGGAUUUGACAAAUACGGAAACAAUUUCGGCUUCUGGAGAUGCCGAAACGGAGGAAGCCCCAUUUGUGAAAUGGAAUUGUAAACGUCAACGUGCAGAAUCAAACAUGAUGUAUUACGUUUUACGGGAUACAGAGUACAAUGGUGAUCUGCUGUACCAUAGUUGGGUGUGAAAAAUACUAUAUUUUUACUGCUGUGUAUUGUUAAUAUUACAUUACCGCACGAUUUCGCUAUCUGUUGAAUUAACAAUACUGAAUAAACAAUGCUGGUUGGUAA